Talpa occidentalis (Iberian mole) is the source of this 1583-nucleotide messenger RNA. Its product is annotated as glyceraldehyde-3-phosphate dehydrogenase-like. The coding region runs from base 385 to 1386 and encodes 333 amino acids. The record is from RefSeq and is a predicted model, not a curated record. The transcript has 3 exons. Lineage: Eukaryota; Metazoa; Chordata; Mammalia; Eulipotyphla; Talpidae. Gene Ontology annotation, biological process: glucose metabolic process. Gene Ontology annotation, molecular function: oxidoreductase activity, acting on the aldehyde or oxo group of donors, NAD or NADP as acceptor; NADP binding; NAD binding.
UGUCAGCGACCAGUGCUUCAGUGAGGAGGAAAGUGCUGCUGAGUGUGAGUGCAAUUGGCUUUUGAAGCAGGAUGAAGUUGGUGGAUCAGCAGUAAAGGUCAUGGGCAGCAACUGAAGCUUUGGGAAAGAUUUGGGGGACCUGUUGAUGCUGAGCUUAAGAUGCCUUCCAAAUCUGUUUAUUGCAUCUUUUAAGAAACCAACUUAGGACAAAUGAAACAAAUAAUCACCAGUAGCCUUGACAUCAACAUGAACUUCAAUCACAGUCUGCCACUUUCGACCAUGGAGCACAUUUUGUCAUAGAUUCUAGGUCACAGCUCACUGUUCCUACUAGUUUGACAGACAACAGCUCCUUCUCGUGCUGUGCCAGCACAUCCCUCAGACACCAUGGUGAAGGUUGGAGUGAAUGGAUUUGGUAGGAUCGGACGCCUGGUCACCAGAGCUGCUUUUAAGUCUGGCAAAGUGGAUGUGGUGGCCAUUAAUGACCCUUUCAUUGACCUCAACUACAUGGUCUACAUCUUCCAGUAUGAUUCCACUCAUGGCAAGUUCAAUGGCACAGUCAAGGCUGAGAAUGGUAAGCUUGUCAUCAAUGGAAAGUCCAUCUCCAUCUUCCAGGAGACAGUUCCUGCCAACAUCAAAUGGGGUGACGCUGGUGCUGAAUAUGUUGUGGAGUCCACUGGUGCCUUCACUACCUUGGAGAAGGCUGGAGCUCACUUGAAGGGUGGGGCCAAAAGGGUCAUCAUCUCUGCCCCUUCUGCCAAUGCCCCCAUGUUUGUGAUGGGCGUAAACCAUGAGAAGUAUGACAACUCCCUCAAGAUUGUCAGCAACGCCUCCUGCACCACCAACUGCUUGGCUCCCCUCGCCAAGGUCAUCCAUGACAACUUUGGCAUCGUGGAGGGACUCAUGACUGCAGUCCAUGCCAUCACUGCUUCCCAGAAGACUGUGGACGGCCCCUCUGGGAAGCUUUGGCGUGAUGGCCGAGGGGCUGCCCAGAACAUCAUCCCCACUUAUACUGGUGCUGCCAAGGCUGUGGGCAAGGUCAUCCCUGAGCUGAAUGGGAAGCUGACUGGCAUGGCCUUCCGUGUUCCUACCUCCAAUGUGUCAGUUGUGGAUCUGACCUGCCGCCUAGCGAAAGCUGCCAAAUAUGAUGACAUCAAGAAGGUGGUGAAACAGGCAUCACAAGGUCCACUCAAAGGCAUCCUGGCCUACACUGAGGACCAGGUUGUCUCCUCUGAUUUUAACAAUGACACCCAUUCCUCCACCUUCGAUGCUGGGGCUGGCAUUGCCCUCAAUGACCACUUUGUGAAGCUCAUAUCCUGGUAUGACAAUGAAUUUGGCUACAGCAACAGGGUGAUAGACCUCAUAGUCCACAUGGCCUCCAAGGAGUAAGAGUCCCCUGGACCAUCACACCAGCCAGAGCACAAGAGGAGGAGAGAGGCCCUCAGCAGCUGGGCAAUCCUUUUCCCACUGAUCCAUUACACUGAGAAUCUCAACGAGUCUCAGUUCCAUCCCAGACCCCCGGGAGAAGAAAAGGGCUUAGGGACCCAUGCCUUAUUAUGUAUCAGCAAUAAAGUACACUGUACUCA